CAAAUCUCUAGCCUCUCGUUUCAUGAUUCAUUAACUAAAAUUAAACAAAAUCCGUAUUUCCCUUUUUACAAAGUCUUCACCCUAAACCGAAAGUAACGCUCGAACCAAGCCAUAACCAAAAAACCAAAUCGAAUUAAAUUAAAUCCAAAAUCAAUCUCUUAAUUAACUGUUCAACCCAUUAAACUAAACAUUUUUCAUAGCCAUGGACUCCACCCUUCCCCUUUCUCAAUCCCCCACUGACACUGCUUCUAAGCUCCCUAUCAAACGCAAAACAACCGACGACCCAUUUAUCUCCUCCACCGCAACCGGUUCGGACCCGGAAAAACCGCCACCAUUUAAAUUCCACCGAAUUUGGACUGAACCGGAUGAGAUCCGGUUUUUACAAGGUCUUCUUGAUGAUGGUUCCCUCUUAUUCCCUCGUGAUCUUAAUAUUUUUUAUACUCGGUUUUCAAAUACCAUGUCGCAGCCUUAUACGAAAUCUCAACUUUCUGAGAAAUUACGUAGGUUGAGGAAGAAGUUUUGGGUGAUUUAUUCUCGUCUGUCCAAAGGGUUAGAUAUGUCAUUGUUGUCGCCACAUGAUCGUGCUUUGUAUGAUCUUUCGAGACAGCUUUGGCACCCUGAUUUUGCUCAUACGUCGCCGUUUAACGCUGGCAAGUCGAAAAAAUCCAACUUGGUUGGUGUUAAAGUUAGCCUUUUGCCCACCAUCCCUUCUGCUCCUGGCCCGGGUCAAGGCCUCAAUCAAUAUGAUACAGGCCCGGGCCAAGGGAGCUUUUUGCCCAAUGCUCCUUAUGUUUCAGGCCCUGACCGGAACAAGGGUUCAGGCCAAGACCCGAAUCAAGAUGGUACAGUUCCUUACCAAGACAAACUCUCAAUGGAUACUGACCCUUUGUCCGUUGGGAAUAGUAAUAGAAUAACAGGGAAAGACCCGACCCAUGACGGAGUUUCAGUGAGUAAGGAGAAUGUUGAAGUGGGAGAGGUAAAUAAUGAGAACAAUGAUGAAAUUGGUGAGUUUUGUGAUGAAGAUGGAAAGUUGAGUGAGGUGAAUGUGGUAUUCGAAAGCGGGGAUGUGGGGGAUAAACAAGUCAGGUGUAGUUGUUUGGAUGGUCCGGUUCGGGUUGGGAUAGGAUGUGGUAUUGGGGAGAUUGCUGCAAAAGUGGUGAUGGAUGUGUUUGAUGAGUGUUUGAAAGAUUAUAAGAAUGGUGGUUUUUUGAAAGAGGAAAAUUUGGACAAGUUUGAGGAGAGGUGGAAGGAACAAAGAGUUGCAGAGUUGGAUGUAUUGGCGCGUCGUUUGAGGUUGGUGCUCGAGCAAUCUCUUCAAAGUUAAUGAGUAAAUGUAUUACUUGUAUAUGGAAUUUUCUGCUAACUUUUUUUAGUCUGAGUUUAGAUUAGAUAUCCUUAGAAGUUUUUCCCAUAUUGUAGUAUUACUACUUUUUGUUGAAGAAAUUUUGUAAAAUGUUAGCAAAGAAGAUAUUUCCUUGA
Messenger RNA from Nicotiana tabacum (common tobacco), 1479 nucleotides. RefSeq lists its product as uncharacterized. Gene Ontology annotation, biological process: regulation of DNA-templated transcription. The record is from RefSeq and is a predicted model, not a curated record. Gene Ontology annotation, cellular component: nucleus. NCBI's taxonomy places the organism in Eukaryota, Viridiplantae, Streptophyta, Magnoliopsida, Solanales, Solanaceae.